AUACAAAUAGUCACAUAAUUUUUAAACUUUAGAGAAUGGAAACUGAAAGAAAUUCACCAAAUAUACUGAUAACAGGAACACCAGGAACUGGUAAAUCAACGCUAGCAAUGGAACUCUCUCAACAAACCGGUUUUGAGUUUGUUAAUAUAAACGAACUUGCAAAGCAGGAAGACUUGUAUGAUGGUUAUGAUGUAAGAUUAGAUUGUAAAAUACUAGAUGAAGAUCGGGUGAUAGAUGAACUAGAAAGUAAGAUGUCAGAAGGUAAAGUAAUAGUGGAGUAUCAUGGGUGUGAUUUUUUCCCUGAACGCUGGUUUGAUAUAGUUUUUGUUCUUCGUACAGACACAAAUAUCUUAUAUAAGAGACUUGAAAACCGUAAUUAUACUCUAGAGAAAAUUAAAGAGAAUGUGCAGUGUGAAAUUUUUCAAACACUGCUUGAGGAAGCCUUAGAAAGCUACAAUAAAAAUAUUGUUUAUGAACUACAGAGCAAUUCAACAGAAGAUAUGGAGAGAAAUAUUGAGCAAAUUAUGCUGUGGAUAAAUAAUUGGAAAAAAUAAAAUACAUUGUAAUUAAAAAAUACUUUACAAAUAUAUUUUAUUUAUAAA
Molecule: messenger RNA, 602 nt
Organism: Hydra vulgaris (swiftwater hydra)
Lineage: Eukaryota; Metazoa; Cnidaria; Hydrozoa; Anthoathecata; Hydridae
Product: adenylate kinase isoenzyme 6
Cellular component (GO): nucleus; cytoplasm
Molecular function (GO): AMP kinase activity; ATP hydrolysis activity; ATP binding
Source: RefSeq, a predicted model, not a curated record